Saccoglossus kowalevskii is the source of this 531-nucleotide messenger RNA. RefSeq names its product loricrin-like. Lineage: Eukaryota; Metazoa; Hemichordata; Enteropneusta; Harrimaniidae. The record is from RefSeq and is a predicted model, not a curated record.
AUGAUACAGGAUGGUGGUAAGAGUUCUGUAUUGGUACAGGGUGGUGGUAAGGGUUCUUUAUUGAUUAUACAGGAUAGUGGUAAGGGUUCUGUAUUGAUACAGGAUGGUGGUAAGUGUUCUGUAUUGAUACAGGCUGGUGGUAAGGGUCCUCCAUUGAUGAUACAGGAUGGUGGUAAGGGUUGUGUAUUGAUACAGGAUGGUGGUAAGGGUCCUCUAUUGAUGAUACAGGCUGGUGGUAAGGUUCUUCUAUUGAUACAGAAUGGUGGUAAGGGUCCUCUGUUGAUGAUACAGGCUGGUGGUAAGGUUCUUCUAUUGAUACAGAAUGGUGGUAAGGGUCCUAUUGAUAAUAAGGCUGGUGGUAAGGGUUCUGUAUUGAUGAUACAGGGUGGUGGUAAGGGUUUUCUAUUGAUGAUACAGGAUGCUGGUAAGGGUUCUGUAUUGAUAACGGCUGGUGGUAAGGGCUCUGUAUUGAUGAUACAGGCAUGUGGUAAGGGUUAUCGAUACAGACUGGUGGUAAGGGUACUCUUUUGA